GAGGAAGUAGAUUUCUGUUCCUCAUUGCAACCGUUGUAUAUCAAUAUGGCUGACGCUUCCAACUAUAAUGGACCCAAUACUUUGGAGUCCUUGGACAACCGCUCCUUUUCUCGCCACCAUUUGAAAGCUAUUUUGGUCUCUGGUGUUGGUUUCUUGGCUGAUCAAUAUGAUUUGCAAAGUAUCAACAUUCUCACUACCAUCAUCGGCUACACCUACUUCGCUGGCAACAACAAUGCUAUUCCCACCACUCCUGGUUCUCUCUUGUCAGCCGCCGCUACUGUUGGUGCUAUUGCUGGUCAAGUCAUCUUCGGUAUCUUGGCUGAUAGAUACGGAAGAAAGAAAAUGUACGGUAUUGAACUUAUGAUCAUCAUUAUUGGUACCGUUGGUGCCUCCCUUUCCGCCAACACUGCUGGUGGUGUCUCUGUUGUUGCUAUUCUUUGCUUCUGGCGUCUUUUCCAAGGUUUGGGUAUCGGUGCCGAUUACCCUAUGUCUGCUACCAUUGCUGCUGAGUUUGCCAACAAGCAACGCAGAGGUACUAUGUUGGCUGCUGUUUUCUCUAUGCAAGGUUUCGGUACCGUCGGUGCCUACAUUGUUGCCAUCAUCUUCUUGUACAUCUUCAAGGAUACCAUUGAAACCGACCCCGCUGCUCUCGAUCACGUCUGGCGUAUCGUUGUUGCCUUCGGUAUCGUUCCCUGCUUGGCUGCCCUUUACUACCGUCUUACCAUCCCUGAGUCCCCUCGUUACACCAUGAAGGUCCUCAAGGAUACUGAAGCUGCCGAGAGAGACAUGAACACUUACUUCAACACCGAAGGUGUCAACAAGGUCAUUGAUGAUAACGAUGGCAAGUACAUCUCCCACAAGGAUGAACAAACCGCUAGCUGGGAAGAAUUCAAGAUCUACUUCUCCAAGCCCAAGAACGCCAAGCUUCUCUUCGGUACUUGUGCCAACUGGUUCCUUAUUGAUAUCGCUGUCUAUGGUCUUUCCUUGAACCAGUCUACUAUCAUUAGCAAGAUCGGUUAUGCUACUGGUAGCACCAUGUUUGACAAGGUCUCCAACUUGAUCAUCGGUAACAUCAUUGUCGUCUUGGCUGGUAACUUGCCUGGUUACUGGCUCUCCAUUGCCCUCAUUGAAAUUGUUGGUCGUCGUGGUCUCCAGCUCAUUGGUUUCAUCAUGCUUACCAUCAUCUAUGUCAUCUUGUCUGCUGCUUACACCGCCAUUCUUGCUCACUCCGUUGGUGCUUUCAUCUUCUUGUAUGCCUUGGGUUACCUCUUCAUCAACAUGGGUCCUAACACCACCACCUUCAUCAUCCCCGUUGAAAUCUACCCCACCCGUGUCCGUGCCACUGCCCACGGGUGUCCAAGGUACUUUGGGAAUCUUGGCCGGAUGCAUGUUCCUCGGUGCCGUCUGCACUUUCUUCUUCACUCCCGAAACUAAGGGUCUUACCUUGGCUGAAGAUGAAGAUGAUGAUGCUACCGUUGCUCCCGCUUCCCACCCCAACGUCAACGAAGUCGAGCGUAUUGAUGAGAAGGACGUUUAAUUUCAAUUUAAUUAAGUACUGCAGCUAGCCUGUAAAAUUAAAUAUAUGCAUUAUUCAUAAAUAAUUUUUCGAGCUUCCUCCCAUAUAAAAAGAAGCUCUCACCCCCCAUUUAAUGUUUUGCUUACUUGUAAGGAAUAUAAAAUCACUUUAUUAAUUCUAAGACUUUUUUUUUUUU
Umbelopsis ramanniana AG is the source of this 1712-nucleotide messenger RNA. RefSeq lists its product as uncharacterized. Gene Ontology annotation, biological process: transmembrane transport. Bases 46 to 1434 code for a protein of 462 amino acids. Gene Ontology annotation, cellular component: membrane. The transcript is spliced from 3 exons. Lineage: Eukaryota; Fungi; Mucoromycota; Umbelopsidomycetes; Umbelopsidales; Umbelopsidaceae. Gene Ontology annotation, molecular function: transmembrane transporter activity. The record is from RefSeq and is a predicted model, not a curated record.